Alligator mississippiensis (American alligator) is the source of this 1810-nucleotide messenger RNA. RefSeq names its product anti-Mullerian hormone receptor type 2 (gene AMHR2). Gene Ontology annotation, cellular component: plasma membrane; signaling receptor complex. NCBI's taxonomy places the organism in Eukaryota, Metazoa, Chordata, Crocodylia, Alligatoridae. Bases 55 to 1662 code for a protein of 535 amino acids. Gene Ontology annotation, molecular function: transforming growth factor beta receptor activity; ATP binding. The transcript has 10 exons. The record is from RefSeq and is a predicted model, not a curated record. Gene Ontology annotation, biological process: cellular response to growth factor stimulus; protein phosphorylation; BMP signaling pathway.
GGGCCAGCGGGCAGCCUGGGGUGGGCUCACAUACACACACACGCACGCACACGCAUGCUCCAGGUGCCAGGAGACGGAGCACGGGCCACGGCCACCAUGGGCUCCGGGGCCACGAGCCUAUGGGGGGGGCUGGGGCUGAGCCUGGGCCUGGCAGGUACGGAACAAGACAGACGGCACUUGGGGGGUCUCUCCACCCGGGACCCAGCCCAGCCUCAUGUCUCCGCAGGCGUCUUGGGCAGGAGCUGCAUCUUUUACGAGCACCCCAGCGUGCGGGGCAGCCUGCGGCACCAGGGCCGCGCGCUGACGGGCACCGAGCCUGGCGCUGUGCAGUGCCUUCAAAGCGAAUGCUGCUUCGGCCUCUGGAACCAGAGCCACAUCCUCAUGCAAGGUUGCUGGAGCAGCGACCGGGACGGCUGCGAGGCGGUGGCCUGUGUACCCAGCCCUCGCGCCAACCUGCUGCGCUGCCUCUGCCGUGCUGAUCUCUGCAACGCCAACAUCAGUGCCCUGGGGGCUGCACCACAGGCGUCCUCGGCCUCCACUCCCUCCGGGCCCCUGUGCAUCGCGGGCGCUGUCCUGCUCUUCCUGGGCUGCCUGGCCCUCCUAGGGCUGUGGCGAGUGAAGGUCUGCUCCAUGCUGCUGAGCUGCCGGGCCCGGGGGAAGCAUGCCAAGGGGGUCCCGGGCCCCAGCUCUGCCCUCCCCAGGGACCCCCCCAGCCAGGAGCUGCCAGCGCUUCACUUCCUACAGGUCCUGCAGACCGGGCGCUUCUCAAUGGUGUGGCGUGGCUCCCUGCGGGGGGUGCCCGUGGUGAUCAAGGCCUUCCCUGCCGCUAGUGACCAGCACUUCGCAGCUGAGUGGGGUGUCCUGAGCCGGCCUCUCAUGAACCAUGACAACCUGGUCCAGCUCCUGGAGGCCAGGCGGGGGGACGGGCCCAGUAGGCGAGGUGGGCUGCUGGUCAUGCCGCUCUAUGCCCAAGGCUCCCUGCGGUACUUCCUGGGUCAACAUGCCAGCCCCUGGGAGGGCACCGUGCGCCUGGCGCUGUCGCUGGCCUGCGGCCUGGCCUUCCUCCAUGAUGAGCUGUGGCGCGAUGGGUUAUACAAGCCAAGCGUGGCCCACCGGGACCUGAGCAGCCAGAAUGUGCUGGUGCGGGACGACGGGGCCUGCACCAUCGCCGACUUUGGGCUGGCUAUAGUGCUGCCCACCAGCCCCGAGGCCUGGCCCAGGGACCGCUCGCCCACCGCCAUCAGGAAGCUGGGGACACAGCGAUACAUGGCCCCCGAGAUCCUGGACGAGAGCCUGGACCUGCGGCGCUGGGGCUGCGCGCUGAAGCAGGCCGACGUCUAUGCGUUUGCCCUGGUGCUCUGGGAGAUCCUCAUGCGCUGCCCUGCGCUCUUCCCAGGCUGCAGCGUCCCUGAGUUUCGGCUGGCCUACGAGGCGGAGCUGGGCAGCAGCCCCAGCCCCAUGGCGCUGCGGAGGCUGGCGGUGGAGCAGCAGCGGAGGCCAGCCAUCCCCCAGGCCUGGAUGGGCACCAGAGGGGUCCCCGGCUGCCUGCAGGAGCUGCUGGAGGACUGCUGGGACCCCGACCCCGAGGCCCGGCUGACGGCCAAGUGCGCCCACCAGCGCCUGCAGCAGCUGGGGCCGGAGCCUCCCUUAGGGGGGCCCUGAGCCAGCCGGGCGCGGUUCCUUAUUUCCAGUUCCCUUUUCACUGCUCAUCCUUGCCACCUUGAGGACGGCGGCAAUGACCGGAGCAAGCUGAAGGCUCCGGGUUUCAUCCCCGACGCGCCUUUGCUAAUAAAAGUGUGUGAUCAAGUCA